GAGAGCUGCAUUCCAGUGUUUCACAGAUGAUGUGAGGGUGGCAGAGAUGCAGGGCGCCCACCGGAAACACAGCCGGCACUCUGUGAAAGGGGAAAGGGCACCAGGAGCGCGGGUGAGCGAGGUUGGAGGUGAUUCUGCCCCUCUCCCCAGGCUUUCUGGAAGAGUUAAUGUGUGGAAUUAAGUGCAGAACCCAUGGCCCUCUGAGGUGACGGUGAUGGUUCAGGUUGUGUUUCUGGGUUCAUUCUGGCAGCUCCUCCAAGGAAAGGAGGAAGGAAACUGGCAGCAUGGGGCUUUGCCAUCGCCCUGGCUGGCUCUGGUUUCCUUGCCUGAUACAUUGAAGUCAGCUCCCAAAGAAUGCCACCCAAGGGUUUGAAGGGGCACAGUGCCUUUGUCCUCACAAAACCAGGCCAGAUAUGAGUUUGCUGAAUUCAUUUAGGUCCUGCUGAAUCUUUCCCAUUUGUUCCUUCUCCAUUUCAAUAUUUCAAUACUUCCCUAGAGGGGCCCAACCUUCCUGGAGAGCAAAGAUCUGUUGUUAGAGAAAGAAAGCAGCCAGAGGAGGAAGAGGACUUCAGGGUAGGCAGCAGUUGGGCAAUGAGUAUUGAAAGGUUGCUUUCAGCCUGCCAAGACUUGGAGAAUUAGAAAAGCAAGACAAAACAAGCAAAUACACAAACUAUAUAUACAAAACAAUUUUUUUUUAAAUUUUUAUGUUCUAUAUUACUAUUAUUAGCUAUAUAUUACUGAAUGUUCCUUUAAAGCAGUAUAGUCAUUAUUGCUAUUAUUAUUGUUAUUAUUAUGGUUGGUUAUAUACAAUGGAAUAUUGUUAUUUAUCUAUAUGAUUACUAGCACUAUUAUUAUUAUUUACAUGUUAUUGAAAGCCUCAAAGCAGCAUACGCUUUUUAUAAAUAUUUUUGCUCAUGUUUAUGACAAUUCUCCAGUGUUGGUAUUGCUCCUCUAUUUAACAGAUUAGAAAACUGAAGCUCCAAGAACAGGCUUGCCUAAUAACAGGGAACUUGUACACCUCGAAGUGGCAAUUCACACAGAAGGCUCCGUGACUCCCGAACUCUCACAGUUAUGAAGUGGUCUUUUUCAUGGUUUUUCUGAAGUUACUAGAAGUUUACAGAAAAGGAAGUGCAGGCACAUUUCACAAAUCUACAGUCUUUGGCAACACCAUCAUGACAUCACAACCUGUUCCCAAUGAGACCAUGAUAGUGCUCCCAUCAAAUGUCAUCAACUUCUCCCAAGCAGAGAAACCCGAACCCACCAACCAGGGGCAGGGUAGCCUGAAGAAACGUCUACAGGCAGAAGUCAAAGUUAUUGGGACUAUCCAGAUCUUGUGUGGUGUGAUGCUGUUGAGCUUGGGAAUCAUGUUGGUAUCUGCUUCCUUCUCUCCAAAUUUUACCCAAGUGACUUCUACACUGUUGAACUCUGCUUACCCAUUCAUAGGACCCUUUUUUUUUAUCAUUUCUGGCUCUCUAUCAAUUGCCACAGAGAAAAGGUUAACCAAGUUUUUGGUGCAUAGCAGCCUGGUUGGAAGCAUUCUGAGUGCUCUGUCUGCCCUAGUGGGUUUCAUUAUCCUGUCUGUCGAACUGGCUGCCUUAAAUCCUGCUUCCCUGCAGUGUGAGUUGGACAAAAAUAAUAUACCAACCAGAAGUUAUGUUUCUUACUAUUAUCAUGAUCCACUUUAUACCAUGGACUGCUAUACAGUCAAAGCCAGUCUGGCUGGAACUCUGUCUCUGAUGCUAAUUUGCACUCUGCUGGAAUUCUGCCUAGCUGUGCUCACUGCUGUGCUGUGGUGGAAACAGGCUUACUCUGACUUCCCUGGGAGUGUGCUUUUCCUGCCUCACAGUUACAUCGAUAAUUCUGGUAUGUCCUCAAAGAUGACUCAUGGCCCUGGAUAUGAAGAACUAUUGACUUCUUAGGAAAAAAGGGAGAAAUAUUAAUCAGAAAGUUGAUUCUUAUGAUAAUACGGAAAAGUUAACCGUUAUAAAAAAGCAAAGCUUGAGUUUCCUAAAUGUAAGCUUUUAAAGUAAUGAACAUUAAAACCAAACAUUAUUUCACUGUCAUUUAAGAUAUGUGUUCAUUGGGGAAUCUCUUGAUUUGCCUGACAUUGACUUCAGCAAAAGCAAAGAGCUGUAAAUUACCAUUUACUAGACUAGCCAAAUAGUCUGAAUUUCCAGAAAACUAGGCAGAAUGAUCAUUCCCAGAAACAUUUCCCAGAAAAUGUUUCCCAGAAAACUAGGCAGAAUGAUCAUUUAAUGGAUCACAGUGAAGCAAAGGGCACAAUCUUUUAUUGUACCCCUUAAUUGUCAACAGUCAACAGGAGUUAACUGACUUCUUGUGGUGCUCAGACUCUUUUAUACUGGUGCCAAUGUUUUAUCCCAUGGAUUUUACUCAUUAGUGUGUAAAGGCAAGCCCCAUACGAUGAAGUCUCAGGGUCCAUGAAAGUAGCUGGCUUCAAAAUAAAAUCUUUGAGUGCA
This is a messenger RNA of Cercocebus atys (sooty mangabey), 2477 nucleotides long. Its product is annotated as membrane-spanning 4-domains subfamily A member 6A. Gene Ontology annotation, cellular component: plasma membrane; trans-Golgi network. Bases 1089 to 1919 code for a protein of 276 amino acids. Lineage: Eukaryota; Metazoa; Chordata; Mammalia; Primates; Cercopithecidae. The record is from RefSeq and is a predicted model, not a curated record. Gene Ontology annotation, biological process: cell surface receptor signaling pathway. The transcript is spliced from 8 exons.